Messenger RNA from Lodderomyces orthopsilosis Co 90-125, 1683 nucleotides. RefSeq names its product Lys1 saccharopine dehydrogenase. Gene Ontology annotation, biological process: long-chain fatty acid metabolic process. Bases 1 to 1683 code for a protein of 560 amino acids. The transcript has a single exon. The record is from RefSeq and is a predicted model, not a curated record. NCBI's taxonomy places the organism in Eukaryota, Fungi, Ascomycota, Pichiomycetes, Serinales, Debaryomycetaceae. Gene Ontology annotation, cellular component: membrane; endoplasmic reticulum. Gene Ontology annotation, molecular function: long-chain fatty acid-CoA ligase activity.
AUGGCAUGUAUUGCUUACUCAAUUACAAACACUGCGUUGUAUGAUACUUUGGGCCCCGCUACAAGUCAAUAUAUUUUAGAACUCACUGAAUCUCCAAUCGUAUUAUGUUCUAAAGAUAAGAUCGAGAGAUUAGUUGCGCUUAAAAGAGCCAAGCCCUCCUUGACCAAUUUGAUUGUUAUUGUGUCUAUGGAUAAACUUGAUGAUGUGAAAGAUGCACAUUUGAAACCUCUUGCUGCUGCAAAUCAGAUUUCCUUGUAUGACUAUGAUCAAGUUGAGAAACUUGGAGAGGCAAACCCAUUAGCUCCCAUUCCACCAACACCAGAUACUGCGUUUACUAUAUCCUUUACUUCUGGAACUACCGGUGCCCAUCCAAAAGGAGUGGUCUUAACUCAUGAGAAUGCAGUUGCUGCUUCAACAUUUAGAUUUGUCAAAGAUUUCAAGCCAAGUAACGUCAGGUUGUAUGCGUAUUUGCCAAUGGCACAUAUUUUUGAAAGAGGCAACAUUCAACAAGCGUUAACAGUUGGAGCAGAAGUUGGUUUCCCACUGAGCAGUACCAUCGCUACUUUAUAUGAUGAUGCGAGAGAGUUGCAACCAUCGCCACUUCCAACCGUGCCCCGAAUUUUAUCCAAAUUGUAUGCUGCCGUUAAAGCAGAAACGGUCAACAAUACUGAAAAGCCAUGGGUCAAGUACAUUUAUACAAGGGCUAUAAAUGAGAAGUUGAGAUUACAAGCUGAGCAAAAAGAUGAUGAUGUGAACCCACGUCAUCCAGUUUAUGAUGUAUUCCUUGACGCAUUGAGAGAAAAAUUUGGGUUAAAGAGCGUGGAAUAUUUGGUAACGGGUUCCUCACCCAAUAGUCCCAACACAUUAAAAUUCUUGAAAGCGGCAUUGAAUAUAGGGAUUUCUAAUGGCUAUGGAUCCACUGAAUCAUUUGCUGGUAUUAUGAGGACCAAGAGCUUCGAUCACAACCCAGGGUCUGUUGGUCCAAUUGGAAUCACCACCGAGUGCAGAUUGAAAGAUUUGCCCGAAAUGAAUUACACCACAAGAGACAAAGGUGGUCCCAGAGGUGAGUUACUCUUGCGUGGUCCACAAAUUUUCAAAAAAUACUACAAAAAUCCAGAAGCAACUGCUGAAGCUUUUGACAAAAAUGGUUGGUACCAUACCGGAGAUGUUGCACGUGUAGAUACUGAAAACAACAAUCAAGUCUUUAUUAUUGAUCGUGUCAAGAAUUUUUUCAAAUUGGCCCAAGGAGAAUUUGUUUCCCCUGAAAGGAUUGAAAAUACGUACUUGGCUUCAAACCCACAUCUUCACCAACUUUUCGUUCAUGGUAACUCACUUGAAUCUUUCUUGGUCGGUAUUGUUGGAUUGGACCCCGUCACAAUCGGUGCGUACUUGAAGGACAAGUUUGAUGAUGAAAUCCGCAACCAAAGUGAUAUACUUAGACUUUUGAAUGAUCCUGUCAACAAAAAGAAGUUUCUUUUGGAUUUAAACGCUUCUGUUAAGCAUCAAUUACAAGGGUUUGAGAAGCUACAUAACAUUGAAAUUUACUUUGAGCCAUUGACGGUCAAAAGGGAAGUUAUUACGCCAACUCAAAAGAUUAGAAGACCACUCUGUACAAAGUUUUUUCAAGAGAAUUUAGACAGAAUGUAUCUGGAGGGCUCCAUUUUGAAAAAUGAGAGGUUAUAA